AAAAUCCUCUGCUUCCUCGUCGCCUCUCCUCUUUCUUCCUCCGCAAGACCCCCAAAACGAAGCCCCACCUCCUCCUCCUCCCGUCCAUGCCCCGCUCCCCGCCCUGAAGCCCUAGGCCCCCCGUCCUCGUGAUGCCACCGCGGCCGUCUCUCCAAUCGCUCCUCCUCAUGGCGGCCUCCUCCACCUCCGCCGCCGGGGGCUCCGGCCUCCUCCUCGCCGCGCGCCGCCGCCGCUUCCCCGCCGCCUCCGCUGCCGCCGCGGGGGCCCACCGCAUCCGCUUGCUGCACUCCUUCUCCGCCGGGACCCGCCUGCCCAGGCGGCCCGAGCUGGUCUGCUGCUUCGGAACCACCCCAGUGGCGGCGCCAGUCGCCGACCCAGUGGUUCCGCAACCGAGGAAUGUUCGUUCGAAGGAGGACAAGAAGGCUUGUGAAGAACGCAUAGGGAUACUAGUUGAGAAGAUGAAAAAAGAAGGAAUAAAUUCGGAGCGAUGGAAGCUUGACAUUUAUGACAAGCUGCUUUGCCCAGUGUGCAAUGGGGGAUCAACUGAGGAGCGAAGCCUCAGUGUCUUCAUCCGACAGGAUGGCUUAAGUGCAUCAUGGAAAUGUUUUAGGGCGACUUGUGGUUGGAAAGGCAGUGCCAAGCCCGAUGGAGUUUCCGAAGUCUCCCAAGCAAAAUAUGUCAGAGGAAAAGAAAACAAUCAGGUUGUCAAAGCUAAUCAGGCAGUCAAGGUUUACAGGAAACUUCAUGAGGAGGACCUCCCUCUUGAGCCACUUUGCGAUGAGCUCGUAACAUACUUUUCUGAAAGAAUGAUAUCGGCAGGAACACUUCAAAGGAACAAUGUAAUGCAACGUAAAUGGAAUAAAAAGAUAGUUAUUGCUUUCACCUAUAAACGUGGUAAAGUCCUUGUUGGCUGCAAAUACAGGGAAGUCAAUAAGAAAUUUUCACAGGAGCCGAACACAGAGAAAAUUUUGUAUGGUCUGGACGAUAUAAAGCAAGCACGUGAUGUUAUCAUUGUUGAGGGUGAAAUUGAUAAACUUUCCAUGGAGGAGGCUGGCUAUCGUAACUGUGUGAGUGUGCCAGAUGGUGCACCAUCGCAAGUAUCCAACAAACUCCCAGACAAAGAUGAGGAUAAGAAGUAUCAAUAUCUGUGGAACUGCAAAGAAUAUCUUGACAAGGCAUCUAGGAUAAUACUGGCAACAGAUGCUGAUCCUCCAGGGCAGGCUCUUGCUGAGGAACUUGCUCGUCGGCUUGGUAAAGAAAGGUGUUGGAGGGUCAUCUGGCCAAAGAAGAACGAGACAGAUAUUUGCAAAGAUGCAAAUGAGGUACUGAUGUUUUUAGGGACACAGGCAUUGAAAAAGGUUAUAGAAGGUGCAGAACUGUAUCCUAUAAGAGGUCUUUUCAACUUCAAAGAUUUCUUCCCUGACAUUGAUAAUUAUUAUCUUGGAAUCCGCGGGGAUGAGCUUGGUAUUCCUACUGGUUGGAAAUGUAUGGAUGAGCUAUACAAGGUUGUUCCUGGGGAGUUGACUAUAGUAACUGGAGUCCCAAAUUCUGGCAAAAGUGAGUGGAUUGAUGCAUUAUUGUGCAAUAUAAACGAUCAGUGUGGGUGGAAAUUUGUACUAUGCUCAAUGGAGAACAAGGUCAGAGACCAUGCUAGGAAGCUAUUGGAGAAGCACAUUAAGAAACCAUUCUUUGGUGCAAGAUAUGGGGGUUCCGUGGAGCGGAUGAGUCCAGAUGAGUUUGAAGAAGGCAAGCAAUGGUUAAACGAGACAUUCCAUCUGAUUCGGUGUGAUGAUGAUUGCCUUCCAUCCAUUGACUGGGUUCUUAAUCUUGCAAAAGCUGCAGUUCUAAGACAUGGAGUUCGCGGUCUUGUGAUUGAUCCUUAUAAUGAACUUGACCAUCAACGCCCCUCAAAUCAAACCGAGACAGAAUAUGUCAGCCAGAUACUUACCAAAAUUAAGCGCUUUGCUCAGCAUCAUUCAUGUCACGUUUGGUUUGUUGCCCACCCUAAGCAGCUUCAAAACUGGAAUGGUGCACCGCCUAAUAUGUAUGACAUCAGUGGAAGUGCACAUUUCAUCAACAAAUGUGAUAAUGGGAUUGUCAUCCACCGAAACAGGGAUCCAGAUGCUGGUCCUAUUGAUGUCGUGCAGGUUUCUAUGAAGAAGGUGCGGAACAAAGUGAUAGGGACAAUAGGGGAUGCUUUCUUGACAUAUGACCGGGUUACUGGUGAAUACAAGGAUGCCGAUAAAGAAAUUGUGGCAAAGGUCGUCAAGCAGCAGUCAAAGAAGACGGCGAUUCGACGCUGAUUUGCUUUACUAUCUCCCUGGAUAGUUAACAAACACGAGAUGAUAUGGUUGCUUCUAUGGCAUGUCGCAGUUUGCUGUAUGAUCAGCACUAUUGGCGGAGAUGGUCGUACAUUGUAGCUGACUGCUGCCUAAUUCUUCAGCAACAUCGUCCUCCUGAACGGUAUGCACGCCCUCAGGUGUCUCCCAGACUCGUGGUCAAAAUGUGGUUUGAAGGCUAACCUUGCUAAGAUAGGCACAUGACAUUGCUUGGUUGUGACGUAUAGCAGUAAGCUUAUAUUGUAAUUAAUUAAUCGUCGCACCAGCUGGGUCAUGUCAGCAGCAAAAAGCUCAUAUCAUCCUUAGGUUAUUUUGUAUGCCCUUCCAACGGUUGUAGCAGUUGGAAGUCCAUCAAUUAGCAGUCCAUCAGAAAUAUCUAUUCCAGAUUCAAGUAUUCAUACCAGAAUUCUGGAACCUAGUGCUUUCUUUUUUGUUCUACCACCACACACAUGCAAUGCAAUCCAUCGGCCAUGUGGUUAGAGCAA
Molecule: messenger RNA, 2824 nt
Organism: Brachypodium distachyon (stiff brome)
Lineage: Eukaryota; Viridiplantae; Streptophyta; Magnoliopsida; Poales; Poaceae
Product: twinkle homolog protein, chloroplastic/mitochondrial
Exons: 21
Coding region: 132-2303 (723 amino acids)
Biological process (GO): DNA replication
Molecular function (GO): 5'-3' DNA helicase activity; single-stranded DNA binding; ATP binding
Source: RefSeq, a predicted model, not a curated record